Messenger RNA from Andrographis paniculata, 1518 nucleotides. Its product is annotated as lipid phosphate phosphatase 2-like. Gene Ontology annotation, biological process: phospholipid metabolic process. Gene Ontology annotation, molecular function: phosphatidate phosphatase activity. Lineage: Eukaryota; Viridiplantae; Streptophyta; Magnoliopsida; Lamiales; Acanthaceae. The coding region runs from base 324 to 1316 and encodes 330 amino acids. The transcript is spliced from 9 exons. The record is from RefSeq and is a predicted model, not a curated record.
GCAUAUAACCGACGAAAAUACAGGCCUCUGCUCAACUGUCGGCCGAAAAUCCAUUGCUUUCACCUAUCUUCUCGUUGCUGCGCAUUUACUCCCGCCAUGAUGAUCUAUCUCCAUCCAUUUCUACGAUUUUAUUGCCAAUUAAAUCUUCUCAUAAAUUGCAGGCCAACAAUUCUGGACUCGGUGGAUUCGGGGUCCCAUUUUCUGAACGCCAUUGAUAGCCAUUUGAGGAAAAUAUCGACAAGGUUCUAUCAAUGGCACUUUGCUAUAUCCUCUUUUGAGAUUCGUGCCCCAAAUUAGCUGUAACUUUCCAAUUUCAUCGGCAAAUGAGCUGGAGGAAUAUGAUCUCUUUUUGUCCUGCUUCGACUUUGCAGAAAAUGUUUCAGGGUGGACCGGGUGCCGAGCUUGAAUGCCGGCAUACGAUUAAGUCCCAUGGGAGACGACUCGCGAAGAUCCACAAGCAUGAUUGGCUGAUACUGCUACUGCUUGUAGUCAUUGAGAUCCUCCUCAAUGUGAUCCACCCAUUCUACCGAUUCGUUGGGAGAGGCAUGAUGGACGAUCUUCGAUAUCCAAUGAAAGACAACACCGUGCCUAUUUGGACCGUGCCGCUAUAUGCAGUUCUGUUGCCUAUUGCUAUUUUCGUGGCGUACUAUCUUCGAAGGAAGGAUGUGUAUGACCUGCAUAACAGCAUUCUAGGGCUUUUGUUCGCGGUGCUGAUAACUGGAGUUCUCACGGAUGCUAUAAAAGAUGCUGUAGGCCGACCCCGGCCUAAUUUUUUCUGGCGUUGCUUUCCCGAUGGAAUAGAUGAGUACGAUGGAUGGGGGAAUGUCGUCUGUCAUGGCAACGAUAGCGAUAUAAAAGAAGGGCACAAGAGUUUUCCUAGCGGCCAUACUUCUUGGUCGUUUGCGGGGCUUGCAUUCCUAUCACUAUACUUGUCGGGGAAGAUCAAAUGCUUCGACAGAAGGGGGCACGUCGCGAAACUGUGCAUCGUUUUUCUUCCCCUUCUCGCAGCAUGCCUGGUCGGCAUUUCCCGCGUCGAUGACUACUGGCAUCACUGGCAAGACGUGUUCGCCGGCGGCAUCCUCGGUCUUGUUGUGGCUACUUUCUGCUACCUGCAGUUCUUCCCACCUCCAUACCACACAGAAGGAUUUCAUCCCUAUGCGUAUGUCCGAGCAGUGGAGGAAUCUCGUGCCACUUCAGGAGCUGGCAGCAGUAUCAGAACUGCAAGUGCCAGCCAUGAAUGGUCUUCACCAACCUCCAACCUUGUCACUGAAACUGUCGACUCUACUUUGGGCGCCAUGGAAUCAGGAAGAAGGUAGACAGACAGAUCAACAGACAUGAUCAUCAUCCUCAUUUCUUGCCAAGAACUGUCUGUCAGUCUGUUAAUAUACUUUUUAUUUUGUCUGAAUCUUUCUUCCUUGAUCAAAUUCACACGUUGUGCUGUACAAAUCCCAGGUUGAUUCUGUUGUAUUGUGUUCAUUACAAGAAUAAAUAAAUAAAUAAAUAAAUGGAAUUUGAAUA